This is a messenger RNA of Varanus komodoensis (Komodo dragon), 2565 nucleotides long. RefSeq names its product dynein regulatory complex subunit 7 (gene DRC7). Bases 1 to 2565 code for a protein of 854 amino acids. The transcript has 17 exons. The record is from RefSeq and is a predicted model, not a curated record. Gene Ontology annotation, cellular component: motile cilium. Gene Ontology annotation, biological process: flagellated sperm motility. Lineage: Eukaryota; Metazoa; Chordata; Lepidosauria; Squamata; Varanidae.
AUGGAGAGCAGCGAGGAAGAGACCCAGACGCCGGAAAAGGAGGAGGAAGAGCUGAGUUCCUUCCAGCGCAGUGAUGAGCUCCAAGACCUGGAGGAGCAGCUUUCGCAGAUCCAAGUCCAUAUUCCUGAAGUUGUAUAUGAAUUCAGCUGGAAUUCCAUUGACACCUCCAACUUGCCAGAAUCCUACAGAACGAAUUCCCCGAAGGAGACGCUGCUGCUGCAGGUGGCCGAUAACUUUCACCGACAGUAUUCACACCUUUGUCCAGACCGCGAGCCUCUCUUCCUUCACCCUAUCAAUGAGGGUGGCGUGGAAAAAUUCGUGAGCACCACGGUGCGCCCCACUCUGCUGCCUUACUCCGAGCUGUACAACUGGGACGGCUGUGCCCGCUUUGUCGCAGACUAUCUCACCAUGGAGCCCCUCCCGUCUCCUAUCGCCCCGCCGAGUUACCUCUACUCCCCUACCACCAUCCUGCGGUACCAGCGGGGGAACUGCUUCGACUUCAGCAUCCUCUUGUGCUCCCUGCUGAUCGGCGCGGGUUAUGACGCCUACUGCGUGAACGGCUAUGCCACACGGGAGAUCUGCAUGAUGGAUGAAUCCAGGGAGGUGUGCCCACUCCUCCAAAAGCCCGAAGAGGUCCCCGUAGAAGCUGCGAAAGCAAAGCCGAAGAAGUACGCCAUCAAGCCCUUGCGGGACCUGCGGAGUAAGUUUGAGAUGCGCCAGGAAGCAAAGCAGGAGGCGAUAGUGCAGGCCACAGAGGAGAAGAAGCGGAAGGAGGAGGAAGCAAAGAUCACGGAAGCUGAAAAGCCCCAGCCAGACGCCCUGUAUGGCCUCCGCGUCCACGCCUGGGUUCUGGUCCUUUCGGGCAAGCGCGAAGUGCCCGAGAGUUUCUUCAUUGACCCUUUCACAGGAAAAAGCUAUAGUGCCACGGACGAUCACUUCCUUGGCAUUGAAAGUGUCUGGAACCAUCAAAAUUAUUGGAUCAACAUGCAGGAUUGUUGGAACGCUUGCAAGGACCUCCAGUUUGACCUCGGGGACCCCGUGCGCUGGGAAUUUAUGCUGCUAGGCACAGACAAGCCGCUCCUGUCCCUGCCUGAGAUGGAGGAGGAGGAGGAGAUAGUGGAUGAAGAGGUGGAUGAUCUGCUUAAAGAAGAGGAGCCAAAGGGCUUUGACAUGCCUGCCUCUUGGGUCGAGCAGAUCCAGAUAUCGCCAAAAGAAUUUGAGGCUCGUUGUCCCCAGGGCAAGAAGGUGAUUCAGUACAAGAAUGCCAAGCUGGAGAAGUGGGCGCCGUAUCUGAACAGCAAUGGGUUGGUCAGCCGGCUGACUAUCUAUGAGGAUCCAGACUGUACCAAAGUGUUGGAGGUGAAGGAGUGGUUCAAGAAUCGAGAAGACAUGAUGGAGAUGAGAGAACUGAAUAAGCAAACCAAUGUGACUACUGAGUUCUUCCUUCCUGGACAUGUCCAGGGACUCAAAGCACACAUGUACAAGACGAUGGAGCCCGAGACGGAGCGCACCAUGGAAUUCUAUGGUGAGACGCGCGUGGACGGCCUUCAGAAACGCGUGGAGACUUCCAAAGACAUGGCGGAAUAUUUCGCAGGCCGCUCAGAUUUCUUGAACUACCGGCACACUGAGUUUGGCAAAAGAAUCAAGAAGCCUGGCAACGCCGUGGCCGUCACUGAAACCAACGCUAGGCCUAUUUUGAAAAUUACCGAACGGUUUCACCGGAACCCAAGCAAGCCAGCAGAUGAGGAUGUGGCAGAACGCAUCUUUCUGGUGGUGGAGGAGAAGAUUCUCUUGACCUAUCACUGCAAAGAGAACUACAUCACCCCGUCCCGGAGGGAGUUCAACAAACGAGCAGAUGUGGACAGCAAAGGGAAUAAGAUCAUUAUGACCCACGACAUGUGCAUCAGCUACCAGGUCGGAUGCACUGAGAAAGAAAAGAAGUUGUUCCAUCUCUAUGAAAUGAUGCAUCGCCUAAUCGAAGAGGAGAAAUGCUCACGACACCAAGUGUGGGAGUCAGAAAUGGAGGUCCUGGAGAUCCUGCGGAUUCGAGAGGAGGAGGAGGCAGCCAGCAAGCUGAUGGUCUGCAUUUACGACACGGAGAGGAAUGAAAAGAGCAAGGAACAGCGCGAGGCGAUGGAGCGCCUGCAGCAAGAAGAGCGGCAGCGGCAAGUGGAGCAGGACCUGGACUACCUGGCCCCGUUCCUGAUCCAGAUGGGUGGAGUGGAGAAGAUGUCCAAGUGGCUGGCCUUGCGCCUCAAGGAGGACUGCCUGAGCGACUUCAAGCACCGCCUGGUGGACAAGGCCAACCUCAUCCAGGCGCGCUUUGAGAAGGAAACCCAAGAGCUGCAGAAGAAGCAGCAAUGGUACCAGCAGAACCAGCUCAACAUGACCUUGGAGGAUGAGGACGCCUACUUGAACUACUGCUCUGACGCGAUGUUCCGAAUCCACAUCUUGGAGCUCCGCCUUAGCAGGCACAAGGAAAAAGCGCCGCUGAAGUACUUGGCACUGGAGGAGAAACUCUGCAAGGAUCCCCGCUUGGCUGAAUUCCUCAGAUGCUACUUUUGA